This is a messenger RNA of Lobosporangium transversale, 480 nucleotides long. RefSeq lists its product as hypothetical. The annotation marks the transcript as partial. Gene Ontology annotation, biological process: nuclear envelope organization. Lineage: Eukaryota; Fungi; Mortierellomycota; Mortierellomycetes; Mortierellales; Mortierellaceae. Gene Ontology annotation, molecular function: protein-membrane adaptor activity. Gene Ontology annotation, cellular component: meiotic nuclear membrane microtubule tethering complex; nuclear envelope. The transcript is spliced from 2 exons. The record is from RefSeq and is a predicted model, not a curated record.
AAACCAGAUUAUGCACUCUUCAGUGCAGGAGGAGAAGUUAUGCUCGAGAUGACAUCUGCAACAUACAAGGCACCUAAAAAGCCAACGUUGCUCGGUAAUCUUGGACUCAAAUACAUCUUCUCGCCACCUCGCUCUUUUUCCUCAUCUUUACUGAAACCAGCGAGCCCACUGGAGGUUAUCCAGCCAGGAACGCAUAUCGGAAGGUGCUGGGCAAUGAACGGAACAGAGGGACAGGUUGCAAUCCGGCUUUCUAGGCGUAUUGUGGUAACGGAAAUAACAAUUGAGCAUGUACAUCCUCGUGUCGCGUAUGAACGGGGAAGUGCUCCAAGAGGAAUAGAGAUCUGGAGGAUCAAGGCUAUCCAGACAUUUCCAAUCCCGCUAUCGAAACAGAACGUUCCUGCAUUCGGUGUCGUUAUACGCAUCAAAUCAAACUGGGGGAACCCGAGAUUUACAUGCCUCUAUAGGGUGCGUGUACAUGGA